Messenger RNA from Diplodia corticola, 1863 nucleotides. Its product is annotated as mitochondrial gtpase. Lineage: Eukaryota; Fungi; Ascomycota; Dothideomycetes; Botryosphaeriales; Botryosphaeriaceae. The record is from RefSeq and is a predicted model, not a curated record. The transcript is spliced from 3 exons. Gene Ontology annotation, cellular component: mitochondrion; cytoplasm. Bases 1 to 1863 code for a protein of 620 amino acids. Gene Ontology annotation, molecular function: GTPase activity; GTP binding; protein binding. Gene Ontology annotation, biological process: tRNA methylation; tRNA wobble uridine modification.
AUGACUCCUCUCCGUCGCGCUGCGCUUCGACGCUCUACCAAACCGCCCGCCCUCCUUCUAUGGGCGCAUCGCACACGACCCCUAUCACCAUGGACUAAUCACGCAAGCCGAGCCGUGGCAAUUGCGCCAUGCCGGCCUCCGCCAAUCUUGCAAGCUCGGGCGGCAAGCUCCCUGCAUAGCAGCGCAGCAGAAGAGACAAGCGACGAGCCGACCAUUUACGCCCUCUCCACCGCUCCUGGAAGGGCCGCCAUUGCCGUCAUUCGGGUUUCCGGGUCAGCAUGCAUUGACAUCUACCACUCCCUCUGCCCCGGCAAGCCCCUCCCCCAGCCUCGCCACGCCGCCCUCCGCACCCUCUACGACCCCACCGCGCCCUCGCCGCCCCCGGAAUCCGCCAUCCUCGACAGCGCGCUCGUCCUCUUCUUCCGCGGCCCCCACUCCGUCACCGGCGAAGACCUGCUCGAACUGCACGUCCACGGCGGCCCCGCCAUCGUCCGCGCCGUGCUCUCCUCCAUCCCCAAAUGCCGCCCUUCCCCUCGCCCCCACGCCGGCGCCUGGAUCCGCUACGCCGAGCCGGGCGAGUUCACGCGGCGCGCGUACCUCAACGCGCGGCUCUCGCUGCCGCAGGUCGAGGCGCUGGGCGACGCGCUGACGGCGGCGACGGAGCAGCAGCGGCUGCUGGCGGUGCGGGGCAGCGCGUCGUCGUCGGCGUGGCGGCUGGCGGCGCGCUACGACGGCUGGCGCCGCCAGCUGCUGCUCGCCCGCGGCGAGCUCGAGGCCCUCAUCGACUUCGCCGAGGACCAGCACUUUGACGAGACGCCGGCGCAGCUGGCGGCGUCGGUGGCGGCGCAGGCGCGCGCGCUGCGCGCCGCCGUCGACGCGCACGCCCGGAACGCGGUCAGGGGCGAGCUGUUGCGUGGGGGGAUCAGCGUCGCGCUAUUGGGUGAGCCUAAUGCCGGGAAGAGCUCGUUGUUGAAUCGCGUGGUGGGGAGGGAGGCGGCUAUCGUUAGUCGGGAACGGGGGACGACGAGGGAUGUGGUUGAGACGGGGGUGGAUCUGGGAGGCUGGUUCUGCAGGAUCGGAGACACGGCGGGGUUGAGGGGAGCGUCGUCGUCGUCGUCGGCGGCGGCGUCGUCUGGUGGGAGCCGGGGGAGGGUUGGGGCGGUGGAGAUGGAAGGGAUUAGGCGGGCGAAGGAGAGGGCCGUUGCGGCGGACGUGGUCGUUUGCGUCUUCUCCGUCGAGGAGGACCCGGAUACGGGGCUGUCCGGGGUGUCGCUGAGCCCGGAGGUCGUGGAGACGGCACGGGAGUGCAUGAGCCGCGGCGGGCAGGUCACGGCCAUCGUCAACAAGUCCGACAUGCUGCCAUCGUCCGGCCGCGUCGAGCAGCAACGGCAGCAUCUGUCGGCCAUCCGCGCGCAUCUCGACAUUCCCCCUGAGCGUAUCCACUUCAUCUCCUGCAAGGAAGCCGCCGCGCCCUCUCCUCCCUCGACGUCUUCGCCCGACCCCGGUAACCUCCAAUCCUUCCUCUCCGGUCUCGUCUCCAUCUUCAAGGACAUGACCGCACCCAUCGUCCCGGAACUCGACGGCGUCGCCGCCACUUCCGACAUGUCCAUCUGGCAGGAAUCGCUGGGCGCGACAGAGCGCCAGAGGCUCCUGCUCGAGGAGUGCUCAGCACAUCUGGCGGAGUUUCUGAGAGAGGUUGAAGAGGGCGAGACCGACAUGGAAGGGGAGCUGGACAUCGUGCUGGCCGCCGAGAGCCUGAGGGCCGCUGCCAUGUGCCUGGCGAAGAUCACCGGGAAAGGCGAGGCCGGCGACGUGGAAGAGGUGCUGGGGGUGGUUUUUGAGAAGUUUUGCGUUGGGAAAUGA